AUGCACUAUCCUACCUUGCAACUACUCGGUCUCGUUGGUAUCCAGGCUGUACUAAGCCACCCCUUGUCUGCAUCUAAGUACGCUACAAUCGAGAAACGGAAACCUGAUGGUUUUUGGCGAGAAGAUGGGUACGACUUCCUCGGCGAGCUAAAUUUAGAUGAACUCACAAUUGGUGAAAACGUGGGGGGCGGCAAAGACGGGAACGCAUUCAAGGCGACAGUGACUGGAGAGACCGCCCAGGGGUGGGAUCGGAGCGUCACGUGGAUAUUGAAGAAGGAUUAUUCCAAUAAGCAACACAUCUUGAAAGAGAAGGAAGCCUACGAGGCUAUCGACGGCAAGGAUGUAGGACCAAAGUUUGGAGCGCUUGUCUAUGAUCAGUGCACUGGUGAUGAAGAAGGGAUUCUGAUCGAGUUCAUCGAGUCCCGAUUCGCAGACCCUAACAACAAAGAUGAUGCGAAGAAAGCAUUGGAGACUGUUAAAAGGAUGCACGAUGCGGGCUGGAUCCACGGCGAUCUAACCUCUGUCCGCAACAUUGUGGUCAGGACAUCGGACGACAAAGCCAUUCUUCUCGAUUUCGCUCUAGCGAGGAAGAUUAAGAGCGCCCAAGACAGCCGAGAGGACUUCCAGGAUCUCGCAUUGGCUUUUGCGGGAGUGAGGUUCGACGAUGACGGGACGACAUGGAAAGUCAGGGAGUAG
Colletotrichum siamense is the source of this 696-nucleotide messenger RNA. RefSeq lists its product as uncharacterized. The transcript has 2 exons. The coding region runs from base 1 to 696 and encodes 231 amino acids. Gene Ontology annotation, biological process: protein phosphorylation. Lineage: Eukaryota; Fungi; Ascomycota; Sordariomycetes; Glomerellales; Glomerellaceae. Gene Ontology annotation, molecular function: ATP binding; protein kinase activity. The record is from RefSeq and is a predicted model, not a curated record.